Molecule: messenger RNA, 3787 nt
Organism: Vigna angularis (adzuki bean)
Lineage: Eukaryota; Viridiplantae; Streptophyta; Magnoliopsida; Fabales; Fabaceae
Product: protein trichome birefringence-like 2
Exons: 5
Coding region: 594-2177 (527 amino acids)
Cellular component (GO): Golgi apparatus
Molecular function (GO): O-acetyltransferase activity
Source: RefSeq, a predicted model, not a curated record
ACAUUCAAAUACAUCACCUUUACAUGUACCAAAUCUGAGCAAGCUACACCAGCGUCUUCAUCAAUUGAGUAAAUUGUUAAAUCCAUUGAUCCUACAAUGGAGUCUUAUAUGGAUGCUGCCUUAGAUCAACAUAUGAGCAAAGUUGAAGCUUGCUUAAAAAUAUGCUUCUUUUUCUUUUAUUCACUCACCUUUUCUAAUCAUGACAGAAGGAAGAGUAUUUUGUAGUUCAAAAUUUUGCAUCUUGUCUUAGAAGACUAAAAAUAUUCUUAUUUUUUUGAAAUAUAAUAAUAUUGGGAAAAUUAAUAAACUUACUAUAAUUAACUUAAAUUGGAGAUAUAAAUAAUAUUUAAAGGCAUAUAGAAAUCCUUUUGUUGGAACAUGGUAUUAUAGUAUUAUUACUCCUAUUGUAACAGGUUCAUUUUGUUUUUGUCUGUGUUGUUCCUCUGCUUUCUUUCAAAAGGAGACACACAACAUCACCACACCCUGCACCAACCCAACUCUGAAUCUCCAAGAACAUUGUUUUCUUCACUUGUUCCACACCUCCAAAAUCACUCUGAUAUACUCAAGCUUUCGCUUUUGGUAGCAAGAGCAGCAUGCAUGUUCUUUUCUCUGUGAAGAGACUCGCCUUCUCUGAUCCCUUUUUGCCACACAGAAGAAGACUUUUUUCAUGGUUCAGUUUAGGUGUUGUAGCUUCUCUUGUUUUGUUGUCCCUCUUCAUUCUUGGUAAAUCUCUCAGAGUUCCCAAAGUUGCCGUCUUUGUUCCACAACUAAACACUGUUGGUGCAAAUUCUUCGCUUGCUUCUUGCCCCUUCUUGCCUUUCAACACUAGCCACUCUUCUACCUCUGGGAGCAGCAGUUGUAACACUUCAAAGUCUGAUGAGUACAAAAAUUCCGUGAAGAUUAUUAAAGAGGGAAGUGCUGUAGUUGUGGAUGGAACAAAUGGUGUGAAUCAUGUAUUGGAUGAAACAAAGGUUGACAAGGGUUUGGAGAAUUAUAGUUUUUCUUCUUAUUUGUUGUCAGAGAGUAGUAACAAAGGAAAACAUGAAGGGGAUUUGGUAGGGAAAAAUAGUUCAAGGAAUGUAACUGUCACUCGUAAUGAAAAGAUGCAGGGUGGUUUACAUGAGGAAUGUGACAUUUUUCAUGGAAAGUGGAUAAGAGAUGAAUCAAAGCCAUAUUAUCCUUUAGGGUCUUGUCCACAUAUUGAUAGAGAUUUUAACUGCCACCUGAAUGGGAGGCCCGAUGCAGAAUAUGUAAAAUGGAGAUGGCAGCCAUAUGGGUGCAAUAUUCCAAGUUUGAAUGCAACCGAUUUUCUGGAGAGGUUGAGGGGACAGAGGCUGGUUUUUGUGGGGGAUUCAUUGAACAGGAACAUGUGGGAGUCACUCGUAUGCAUUCUCCGUGAAAGCAUCAGGAACAAGAAACGGGUAUUUGAAAUUUCGGGAAGAAGGGAAUUUAAGAAGAAAGGUGUCUAUUCUUUUAGAUUUGAGGAUUAUAAUUGUUCGGUGGAUUUUGUUGCUUCGCCAUUUAUUGUUCAAGAGUCAACUUUCAAGUCAAAAAAUGGAUCAUUUGAGACAUUAAGACUGGAUUUAAUGGACUGGACUACGACCAGGUAUCAAGAUGCUAAUAUCAUAGUCUUCAACACAGGGCAUUGGUGGACCCAUGAAAAAACAUCAAAAGGCGAAGAUUAUUAUCAGGAAGGAAACCAUGUACACGCAAGACUCAAGGUUCUGGAUGCAUACACCAGAGCCUUGACAACUUGGGCUAAAUGGGUUGACAGAAAAAUCAAUGCCAAUCAAACUCAGGUUUUCUUCCGAGGAUACUCAGUCACCCAUUUCUGGGGUGGCCAGUGGAAUUCAGGAGGACAGUGUCAUAAAGAAACUGAGCCAAUAUUUAAUGAAACUUACUUACAAAAGUAUCCUUCAAAAAUGAGGGCUCUAGAAAGUGUCAUUCAACAUAUGAAAACCCCAGUAGUGUAUAUGAAUACAAGUAGGCUUACAGAUUACAGAAAAGACGGCCAUCCUUCGGUAUACAGAAAGGAGUAUAAGAAAUCAAUGGAUCAGAACUCCACUGCACUAUUCGAAGACUGUAGCCAUUGGUGCUUGCCAGGGGUACCAGAUACUUGGAAUGAACUGCUAUAUGUUUCUCUCUUAAAAUAUGGAAGGGGAACUUGGAAAAGCUGAACAAAUUUCCUCAUAAUCAUUCCACUACCAGUUUCUUAUUCUUUUUGCAUAGUUAUAGUUGUAUUCAACAUAUGUAUGCUAUAAGUUUUUUGCUGCAUGCCUUUAGUGAUAGUUUGAUAAGAAUGAACAAGAUAGCGAGGGAAGGAAACACGAUAGUGGAUUGGCUUGCCAAUUCUUCCCAUGGUUCUGAGGUUCGAGACACUUUCUUAAGGUGUUCGUUUUCGAUAAAAAAGUAAAUGGAUUUUGUAUUCACGUAUGUAGUAUUUUCAGCACAAAUCAUAAUACUUGGAAUGGUACGAAAUUUUUAUGUUUUAUUUAGUUUUAUAUGAAUCUCUCUGAUACAUCAGUUAUAGAAAAUACAGGAUCAAAUUUGUGUAAAAGGAUAAUUUUUUUCUGAUGGUUUAGGAUUUGGGAUUCUACUUAUGAUACAAUGGCUAUUCUAUUUAAGACAAGAAGAAUCUCUCUCCCAUUGGCUAAUAGGUAUAGAUGAAAUUAAAUUCUCUUCCAAUUUCCUAAUGGGGUUUGAGAUUCUAUUAAUGGGACAAAAUGACAUUUCUUUUAAACAGUGUAUUCUCCUGACAUUUAAUUAUUAGUAGAAAAUAUACAAGGGAUAUGGUGAUGAAUGUCUUUCGUUCUUCCAAUUUUUAACUCUAUAUUUCAUGAACCAUUAACGAAAAAGGGUGGUAAGCAAAGUGUGUGUUGAGGUGAAAAACAAACACUCAAAUACUAGUGAUUGACUUCAUAUUAAUUUUAGCAAAUAAAAUUUCCACUUGUGAAUGUUGUUUUAUCCAGAGUUAAUCUCAGUAAAAUCAGAAAGUGGAGUGCAAAAGUGGCUUGGUAAUUUUUUACUUUUAACAACUUUUCUAGGAGGGUUUUGCAGCUUUUCUAACCAAUCAAGUUGUGCAGAAGAUAACCCUACCCUUUUAAGGAGCUAAAGCACUACUAAAAUUAUUUUAUUGCAUAUAAGGCCACACAACACAGCAAGCAUACACACUAAGAUACACAAGAAGGUUAGGGAAAGAGAGAGGAUUACAAGGUUAUAAUUACCUACAUACUCAUCUGCAGAACCUGAAGAGAGCCGGAUUCUAGUCAUCUGCAAAUUGAGUGUUGUGGACAACACAAGUUGGUAGCUAUAGCUUCUCAAAGAAAGAACAUCUUUGUUUAUUACAUUCUACUUGUAGAAGAAGAAGAAGAAGAAGAAGGACUAUAAUAGAGUCAAUACAUAGCCAUAAGGACCCCUUAAUGAGAGAGAGUCCAUUGCCUUUCUGUGACUUGCCGGUUUGCUUGGCUGCAGCCAGAGCUUCUCUGACCUAUGGAGAAUGCUUCUCUGCAUCAUGAGACUCAAAGAGAAUUAUGUUCCUCCAUAUAUACCCCUUUGUGGUUAAUGAUUAGAGAAGCCAAUGGCUAAGCAUAAGCAAACUGUAAGAGGUGCAGUGUGAAGGGUGAGGACCCUCUCACACAAUCCUCCAUGCUUCUUCAAGAGCCAUGGAUUGAUUUUUGCCAACAGAGCUCCAUGCUUAUACCAGAUAGAUUUGUUUGAAUUAUUUCUCCAAAGGGCUCUACAGAAGGCUAGUGGGGAAGUUAGUUUCUGACCAUUGCUUUAAAUAGCU